Morchella importuna is the source of this 759-nucleotide messenger RNA. RefSeq lists its product as uncharacterized. The transcript has a single exon. The record is from RefSeq and is a predicted model, not a curated record. Bases 1 to 759 code for a protein of 252 amino acids. Lineage: Eukaryota; Fungi; Ascomycota; Pezizomycetes; Pezizales; Morchellaceae.
AUGAAGUCCUUCAUCGCAAUCACCCUCCUCUCCCUCGCGGCGACCCUCUCCAGCGCCGCGCCCACCCCCGUCUGCAGCCCACAAAGCACCGCAACCGUCGUCAAAACCGUGACCGUCGACGGGCCCAGUCCCACGCCCGUCUCCGAUGCGGCAACGCCCUUCGCAACACCCACCGGCCCGCCCGUCACCCCUCCACUCCCACUCCAAGGCUACCAGCUGCCCGUGAUGCUCCCCAACGGCGUCACUGCGCUCGGCGCCUAUCUGCAAGUCUCCGUUGAGGCCGCGCAGCCCGACACCACAAUCUUCGAGACGAAGCAGAUCGGCCCCGACACCUACAUGGCGUUCGAGUUCAACUCGACUCACGCGGGCAAGAAGUGCCGCUUCCACUUUGCCUUCUCCGCCGGCGACGGCACGAACGGGUACGGGUCGCAGGAUGUAUAUGCGCUCAUCAGCGGCGAGGUCACGGAUAAGACUACGUACAAUAACAAACCGGUCUCGGGUGCUACGAGGAUUGCGAGUUUUCUGCCGGGGCCGAAGGAUGACCAGCAGGAGAGGCUGCAGUUGGGCGAUGCUUCGAAUGGGGACUCGCUGCUGCUCACGGCGGAGAAGACGGAUUUUGAUUGUCCUACCAAGCCUACCGGGUAUGAGGUUAGGGGCGCGGGCACGAUCAAGAGCAGCGCAAACUGGAGCUGGAAUCACGGGCUCAUCAUCGAGGUCUUGGAUGAGUCGAAGCCGUGGGCUGAUGGCGAGAAGUGGUAG